Molecule: messenger RNA, 811 nt
Organism: Ficedula albicollis (Collared flycatcher)
Lineage: Eukaryota; Metazoa; Chordata; Aves; Passeriformes; Muscicapidae
Product: histone H4
Exons: 2
Coding region: 37-348 (103 amino acids)
Biological process (GO): nucleosome assembly
Cellular component (GO): nucleosome
Molecular function (GO): protein heterodimerization activity; structural constituent of chromatin; DNA binding
Source: RefSeq, a predicted model, not a curated record
CUGCCUCACAGCAGCAGCGGCAGCAGCGGCGUCGUCAUGUCUGGUCGGGGCAAGGGCGGCAAGGGGCUCGGCAAGGGCGGCGCCAAGCGCCACCGCAAGGUGCUGCGCGACAACAUCCAGGGCAUCACCAAGCCGGCCAUCCGCCGCCUGGCUCGGCGCGGCGGCGUCAAGCGCAUCUCGGGGCUCAUCUACGAGGAGACGCGCGGCGUGCUCAAGGUGUUCCUGGAGAACGUGAUCCGCGACGCCGUCACCUACACGGAGCACGCCAAGAGGAAGACGGUCACGGCCAUGGACGUGGUCUACGCCCUCAAGCGCCAGGGUCGCACUCUGUACGGCUUCGGCGGCUAAAGCUUUGCGCUCCUACCCCAGACUAUCGCUACACAGACCCAAAGGCUCUUUUAAGAGCCACCCACGUUUUCUUUCAAAAGAGCUGUUUUACAAUGUUACGUGUUCGUGACAACGAUGAUACUGCGUUGGGAUUUUGCUAAAGCCCUCGGUAAUGCUUCCAAGGCUUUUCGGGUGCUGUCAAAUGUGGUAGUUCUGUGUUAACGGGGAGUUCGUUUCUAUGGUACGAGUUGGGGGGUUUUGUGUGUUCCAAGUUCCUUUACAAAAAUCACUUGGAAAAAUGUAGUGAAAACGUGUUUUCCCAUGUUCGCCUAUUUUUAACAACUGAAAUGUUAAAUUAUGUCUUUCCUAAUUUUGAUUGUAACUAUGUAUUAAGAAAUUCGAUUUUUUUCGACUAUGGAAAAAUCAAAUUUGCUCUGAGCUGAAUAUUUUCUUUCUGAUACUUCUAUUCUCUCUCCACCCCCCA